Solea solea (common sole) is the source of this 3550-nucleotide messenger RNA. RefSeq names its product progestin and adipoQ receptor family member VI (gene paqr6). The transcript has 8 exons. Gene Ontology annotation, molecular function: signaling receptor activity. NCBI's taxonomy places the organism in Eukaryota, Metazoa, Chordata, Actinopteri, Pleuronectiformes, Soleidae. Gene Ontology annotation, cellular component: membrane. Bases 192 to 1481 code for a protein of 429 amino acids. The record is from RefSeq and is a predicted model, not a curated record.
ACUUCACUGACCCUCACUGACGACAGUCCCUCUUUCUGGAAGGCCGUGAAGCGGUGAGGCUGCAGGGAGCUCGGAGAGGACGAAUGUAAAGGCUGCGGCGGGGACACGAUGAAGGCUUCAAACAUACAAACCCCCAUCAUUUUGUAAACACGUGUCUCAGGGAGUGAAAAGUGUCUCAUCUGUUGGAGGCCAUGUCCAUGCAGGGGUCAGUGCUCGCUGUGGGGAAAUGUCUCGCCUGUUUGGAGUUCAUGCUGUUACCAGUGUGGCAGGGGAUCAGGGCCAGUAGUGGCAUUGGAGAUGGGUGGAGCCAGGGCUGGGGCCGGUGCUUGCGAUGGGAGCCCAGCAGCCCAGGACAAGGCCCCCGGAUCCCAGUGUUUGACUAUCCUGUCUGGUUGGUCCUCUGCCGCGGAGGACGCGCCAGGCUCAGGGAGGUCUGUCAAAGAGGGAGGGGUGUCAUCCGGCUGCCCGCAGAUAUGCUCCGCUUCACACUUCCCCAGCUGUAUGACAACCACCAGAUCCCCAAGGUGUUCAGAGAGGACAGCAUCAUCUCCGGAUACCGUCAUCCCAAGAGCUCAGCGCUAGACUGUGUCCUCAGCAGCUUUCACAUGAACAAUGAGACGAUGAACAUCUGGACCCACUUCCUUCCAACAUGGUAUUUCCUGUGGCGUUUCUGUGUCCUCUGCUCUACACUUAACUUCCUGACCGACAGCUACACCUGGCCGCUGCUGGUUUACAUGGUGCUCAUUUGCAUUUACCCCUUCACCUCCAGCUGUGCACACACUUUCAGCACCAUGUCCCCAGAGUCCCGCCACAUCUGCUACUUCUUUGACUACGGAGCGCUCAGCCUCUACAGCCUCGGUUGUGCCAUAAGCUACGGACACUACGUCAUACCAGACUGCUGGGUGAACAGUUUCGUCCAUCAACAUUUCGUGCCCAUCGCCGUUGGAAACGCGUUGUUUUGCACCAGUUUGUCCUGUUAUUCCAGGUUCCUGGAGUUGCAGUUCCCAAAGAGAAGCAAAGUUAUGAGGACCGUAGCGUUUAUCGUCCCGUUUAUAUUCGACACGGCGCCUCUGUUUUACAGGAUUGUUCUGUGCUGUGGAGGAAACUGCGGCUCCAGCAGCGCCUUGUCCAGUCACUGUUACCACCUCCUCUUCGCCUUCCUCACCUGCUUCCUGUUUACCGCCCACCUCCCGGAGAGGCUUGCCCCAGGGCGAUUCGACUACAUCGGCCACAGUCACCAGCUCUUCCACGUCAGCGCCGUGGUGGGAACCCACUUCCAGAUGGAGGGCGUGAUCGCCGACAUGAUGUCACGGCGGGCGUGGCUGGUGGGCCACGGAGCCACGCCCUCCUUCCUGAGCACCAUCGGCGUGCUCGUCGCCAGCUUCGCCCUCAACCUGGGCGUCAUCGGUAUCUUCAGCGCGCCGCUGCUGUGGAAGCCCGACCAGUCGCACGCUGCGGCGCGUGAGCGCAAGGAACAGUGACGGCAUGCGCGCGCGUUUCACAGCGACAGGCACAAAAUGGCCGCUUCACUGUCCAGAUGAAAAGGUUUGGGCUGUUUAACAGUUUACAGUAGAUGUCGUUUAACAGGCACUCUGUGCCCAAACUGUUUACUAACAAAGUUACACAAGCGAGGUUUGUGUGUUUGCUGAGAAGCUGAAGACUCGCUGCUCUCGUAUUAAAGGGGUAGUUCAGGGUGUUUGUAAAAGAAAAACAGAAACAUGUUUACUGCUUUAUCUCAUUGUUAAGAAAGUGUCGUUUGUGUCACUUUACAAACGGCUCACUCCUCUGCACCUGGAGUCCUUUGACAAAAACAGUGUUUAAUUUUAAGUUUCCUUUAAAAAAUCCUUAGACGAUUUGUUUUAAAAUUAAAACGCACAUUUAUGUCACAAUAGUGGAAGUUACUUCACGGAGUUGAGCUGUAGGUGGCGCAGAAGUUCUGGUGACCACUGAAGGAUAAGAAGAUGCAACGUUUCCGUCGAUCAUCGUGCUGUGAAACGUGGAAGUUUCUAAACGUACUUUAUUGACUGCACAUGUUUCCCCUUUUUGUUCAACAACCUUUUUCUCUCGGCUUCAAGUGAAAGCAAUAUUUUUUAAAACCUUUUCAAUUUCUCUUGAGUUUCCAUUCUGUUUUUUUUAUUUUGUGCAAAUCACAAGUGUCCCUUAGAUAAAUCCUGACAGGCUUUCAACCACCAAAAUAACACACCUGUGUUCUGGGAAGAAGAUAAGUGCUGUUUUUGUCACUGGUGCACGGAAGUGAAGUGUUUUUCAAAGUGUUUCCACCUGGAAAACCAUAGUCUAAUAGCAAAGUAAAGCAAGUGAAUAUAGUUUUUAACUGUUUCAGUAUGUAGCACACUCUAAUAUCCCACACUGUCCUUUUAUUUAAGGUUGGUUAAUAUUUAACGGUCCCCUCGUUAAGUCUGGAAAAGGCUGUGGGUUGUAUGAAGCUGGAGGAAACACACAAACACGUCUCUCCUCGUAGAUUGAGAUUAGAUUAGACUAUAACGUCAAAAAAAACUGGAAACAUUAAGAGUCCCAGCGAGUGGGGGAUUCACGUCAAAGUCGACAAGUGGGGAUAAAAGAAGAGGAUUCAAUGAUGAAAAAUAAUCCGCGUGUGUGUGAAUCGUUGUCGUUGAGUUUAAAACAGCGACAGCGACGACUCUGGUUCAGUAUGAUGCAGAUUGAAUCGUUGCCUCUUCUUCUCUUUGUCCACGUUAUUGAUUCUGUUCUGCACUGACUGGAAUUGAUUUUCAGGCCAGAGCCGUUCUCUCUUUUUCUCUCUUUUCUUUUUCUUUUUUCUCUUUUCUUCUAAUUGCCUGCCUAAUUAUGAACUGCACAAUCUGCUCCGACAGGGAGGGAAAAGAGGUAAAGUUACAGUGCGGUGGUGAUUAUUAAAAGGCAGGUUUUUUUUUCAAUAUAAAUAUUUAUACAAAUACAAAUAUAUAUACUGUAUAUAUAACUUGGUUUCCAUGGCAGCAUUGCAGUGGCCUCAUGCCAGCAAGUCACUUUGUCACCUUUUUCCCUCUUUCUGCUCCUUCUUCAGAACAUAUUAUUCUGAACAUCUGGCGGGCACUGGUGGUUAGUGGCGGUUACUGUGAAAUUACACUUUGAAGAAAAUAAGAAAAUUAAAUUUGACACACAUUUCAAAUGAGAAACAGUGAAGGUAGAGAAUUGUAUUCUUGUGAUGUUACAGAACUUAUACAGUUAGAAAAAGUGCAAAUUCUAAAUUUAGAAUUUAGAAUUUUAUGGUAUUUAUUGCGUAUUUUAGUUGCAGACGUGGGAUAAAGGAUUUAGAGUAGUAUAGCUGAGGUGACUGGUUAAUUCUUAACUUGGUUAAUGACUCAAACUGGCAAUGGCAAGUUAUUUUUGACCCUGAUUUAGCCUAAAAAUCUGCAGGAAAACACAUUUAAAAAAAAAAAAAACAUCCAGCACUAAUCUAAUUAUUUUGAGGUUUAUGUUAUGAGGGUCUUUAUCAGAGAAGAAAGUUUAGUCAAAUAAUUAUUCAGUAGAGUUCAGCUAUUUUUUAUCGAUCUUUUCAAUCAGUUUGCAAAAA